GUAGCAUCUGACUGAGGAUGUUUUGGACAAACUUCCUCCCAUUCCAGAGAGCCAGCUGAAGAACUCUGACUGGCAGGACACAGUGGAUCAGAUCAUGCAGACCUAUGGCCCUGAGAAAGCUGUGGAGAUCACUGUGGUGGUCCUGAGGUUGUUGUACCGGAAUGAUCUUGCUGAAGUCUUAGAGAGAUCUCAUAGAGGAGCCCAGGGUGCAUUGCAUGGUAAAGUUGCGGAUGACAGACUCGACUCUUUGAGGCACACCGAUCUGCAGGUUGAACAUGUGCCUGUCUGCUCAUACCGGGGCUCCAGAGAAAAAUCCCCACCUUUAAAAAAAAGUGAGACGACAUGGUAUGUCUCACCGGGCAUUCUUACACCUGCCAGUUCUACCAUAUCUUGCUCUUGCUCUGAGAGUGACCUUGAGGAGGAACCCGUCCAACUUGUUCGCAGUUCUUUUAGUGCUUUGGAUAGAGAAGCAUCGGAUACCAAAGCUGUUGUCUCUCUCUCUAAGCCUGCGACUCUCUAUCAAUUUGAACCUAAAACCUGUGAUCAUGAGAACAAGGGAGCAUACUGGUUCCAGUGGCCCCAUGCAGGUCUGUUCCAGUGCAGUAUAACAGGACUAGUAUUUGAGUUGGAGGGGGAAGGAGAGGUGCUCUAUUGGACAGUCCCCUGGAACAGGAGGCUUCUAGCCCAGAGAGGCAAGAGGCCUGCAGGGCCCCUGUUUAAGUUUACAUGUCCCCAAGGAUCUGUCGGUCAGCUACACCUCCCACACUGUGAGCUCUAUGAUCAGGGUGGAUGUGAGUUCCUGUCUGUAGCCCAUGUGACUGAUGACAAAAAAGUGGAAUUUAUCGAUAACCUUGAGCUAACAGACACGCAUGUCAUAAUAAAUGUCACUGGAUUCUCUAAGUAUGGCAUCGUCAGUGAAGAAGGCAGGCCCAUCUCCCCUAUCGAUGCCCUUGUCUUGUUAUUCUACCAGCUCCCAGAUGUUGACAAGAGGUCCAUCCUGAAGGUUUUGUUGCUUCCCAGUAAUGUUGUACUCAAGGAGGUACGGGAGGAAAGGAGAAGCAGCAAUGGGGAUAGAGAAAUCUACCUUGAAACAACUUCUCACUGUCAACUCACCCCGAAGCAAGAAUACACCCUCUCCACCGAUCUUACAGAUGACCAUCGAAUAAAACCAACGAAAGCAUCAUUUGUUGAUUUCCAGUCCUAUGAAAACUACAUUCCAACAUUUCAGUUGUUCAUGCAAUCGAUUGUUAAGGAAGCGAAUAUUUUUCUGAACGAAAAUGGCAGUGAUAAAUUUGUAUGGGAUGGACUUGUCUGGCUUCCAGCCUCACUAACAGAAUUCACCUCUACAGUUUUGGCCCCUCCACCUGCAACUCCUUCUAUCCCCCCUGGUCGAGCCUUCAUUACAAAACACAGAAUGGCGCUAGAGACUCGUCUGGGAGUCUUGCGACCCAUACUCCUGCGUCUCCAGCAACCGGACCAGGGGGUUCUGAUUGACGAGGAGAGGGAGGAGGUGCUCAGCAUAACCACCAAGACCCUGCAGAACCAAGCUCUGCUGGACAUGGUGAUCAGAAAGGGGGCCCGCGCCCAAGAACACUUCUACCAAGCCCUGAGAGAAGCAGACCACUGCCUGGUUGAAGACCUGGAAGAGCAGACAGCCUGAGAGGUGGCGAUUGACACAAGAAGAUCAGAGUGUAUUUAAUGAGGAGCCAUCCUGACCAGAGGUGGUUGGUGUGUAAAGUGUUAACCCCACCCAGGAUAUGACAGCACUUUCAGCAGGUUGAAUUCACUAGACACCAAGUGGACUGAAAUAGGAGGAGGUGAUAUAGAAUUUUGUUAUCAAUUUACAUACAUUUCAAUUAUCCUACUCGGUCUGCAACCCAGAGUGUGUAACGUUCUGGUUUAAAUGAAACAGACAGAAUUCCCAGCUCACAAUUAGUCAAAUCCAAGUUUAUUCACGAGAGCUCUACCGUGCAUAUACAAAGAUGUUCCUUUUAUAACAUUAUUCUUUAGCUACACACACACAUGCACACUAACAUUAGGAUACUAUCUUCUUCUCCUGAAUUCUCAACACAGUUUAUCACUACCCAGCUGACAGUUUCAGUCCCCCCCAGAUAAGGGAAACCUGGAGGGGUACUUCCUGUCCUAUCCUAUCUCCCCAGUUUUAGCCGGGUCGGUUCAAACAUAGGUUAAGGAUUCUCUUUUUUUUUCUUUCGGCAAACACAUACAUUCCUCUCUUCCCCAGUCCAACCUAGUUGGACAUAUGUUUAUUAUUUUUAAUUACUCCUUGUCCCUGCUACAUAACCUCUAAUCCCUAAUGGUUAAGUUUCCGGGUAGAAUUAUUUAAUCAUUUAUCUUAAACCUUAUAAAUUCUUUUAUCAGGAGGGACUACCUGAACUUGUCCAAUAAGAAAUGCUUGUUUUCAUUUUACGUUGCAAACAUUUUGCUACAGAUUGCACUAAUGAAUACCACCAAGUUGUUCCAGUUUAAUGUUAAGUUGAUACAAGACCAAAGAAAAGGGCAAGGUUAAGUUACUGUGUGGGGCGAUCGUCCACCAAACAACCUACCUCUGCUACACAGGUGCAUUGGUUGUACUCUAGCUCAGGGACUCAGAUUUUCUUAGUGGUGUGACAGAAUUGUUCAUAUCUCUUUAGUGUAUAGAUUUAUAGAACAUUAUUUUUCAUGUGCAAACAUGACAUGUUUUGAUCUGAUCUACAGUAUUGCGAUGGAGAAAUGUUUUUUAUAUUUAAAAAUGUCUGUAAAUGCUGUAGUGUAUACAUACAAAGGUAUUUGUAUUGCAUUUGAUACAUUUUCAUGUAAGUUCGUAGUCUUUUGUGGGGUACCCCAGGUUAGCCGUCAGGGAGAGACGUGUUGAGGCCUGGUGACAGAUGGGAGUCUACAUCACACAGCGAUGGCUCCCUCUGCUGGAUAUGCCAGGUCUUGACUGGGUCUCCGGCCAGGACUAAUUGGGGCUGAUUAUGCUUGGUGAGUAAUCAAGGGGCUGAUUGCUCACCAGCUGGAGGAGUCCCAUUAAAGCUGCCAGAAGGGCAUCACAUGAGAGUGGGGACUGUGGAAGAGAGGUUACUUAAGCGAUAAGGCCCGAGGGGGGUGUGGUUAUUGGCCAAUAUACCACGGCUAAGGGCUGUUCUUAAGCACGACGCAACACAGAGGGCCUGGAUACAGCCCUUAGCCGUGGUAUAUUGGCCAUAUAUCACAAACCCCCGAGGUGCUUUAUUGCUAUUAUAAACUGUUCAACGGAAUUAGAGAAGUGAAAAUAAGUGUUUUGUCAUACCCGUUGUAUAUGGUCUGAUAUACCACGGUUGUCAGCCAAUCGGCAUUCAGGGUUCAAACCACCCAGUUCAUAAUCCUGUAUAGUCGUGCUCAGUACCAGAGAUAACGGAGGGAGCUUGGUUUUGUUCCCCAUAGGAUACAGCAAGACCCCGGAGCCCAGAAAACAGUAUCCUGGAGGAGACCUAUUCUUUUCUCUUUGUUUUAAUAUUUAAAUGAACACCCUUGAAAUUUUGUCCGUGUCUGAUCUGUGUAAAUGUCUUGACCAAAUCCCCUGGUCUGCCACACUUUCUUCCUACCAAGGUGACCCGUUUCAGGAAACUAGGCAUAUGACGCAAGUCACGACUUCACAGGAGAGCAAUUUGAAUGUUUUACUUUUUUUUAAUCAAAAUGCAUUUUUAGGCAGAAAUGCCUUCAUGUGAACUUUCAUGUGGCUUAAUGACAAAUGUGUAUGCCAUCUGUAAAUACGAAUACAAUUGUUAAAUUAGCCAUAAUUGACAGAGGUAAUGAGCGGGCUGGACAUACUAAGAGAGGAGUUCGGAUUGGUCUGCCAUAUAGAGGGCUUCUGUCUAUUUGAGCUGAUCAGUCUGUGUUGGUAAUCUAGUCAAAUGCAGCUUUUUAAAAAAGGUAUCGUGUAGUGGAGCUGCAUAAGUGUUGCUCUCCACUUUCUGAAGGGUUGAGUUUUGAAAUCAGUGGAAUUAGAGUGUGGUAGCUUAAAAGCUGGCAAAAACACCUGUCUCCGGAUUACAUCUUCAAACUAAGGGCAACCGUGGCAUGGCAACCAUGACAGCAUCCGUGACAGGGAGACACUAGCUACAUUUUCAGAUAUUACACAUUUCAAAUUUUGGCAGAAAGUUGUUUAAUUUCAAGCUAAAGUGUACUGUUUAACGAUACAUGUAUAACGUUCUUAUUCAUUGUUGUUUAACUAGCUAAUGUUAGCUGGCUGGCUCAUUAGCUAACGUUACGUGAUGUGUGUGAUCUUACACGUUGUUUACCUAGAUAGGUUAAUUGUUUACAUAGCUAGCUAGCUACAUGUCUUAUGCUAAAGUAUACUGUUAGCUAGCUAACAUUAGCUGGCUGGCUCCCUAGCUAACGUUAUGUGCAUGACGUUAUUAUUCGUAUCCCAGGCCCGUUUGCUUUGCUAGUUAGAGCCUAAAGUUAGCUAGCUAACAUUGAAUCUGGUUGGUUAGCUCCCAGCAGAUUCAUGCAGCGUAGUAACAACAUUAUUUGACUAUGUAUAUAGUUGUUUAACUAGCUAACAUUAGCUGGCUGGCUCAUUAGCUAACACUACAUGAUGUGUGCAAUCUUACACAUUGUUUACCUAGCUUGGUUCAUUGUUACCUAGCUAGCUAGCUACAUGUAUUAAGCUAAAGUGUACAACACCCAUUGAAUAUGACCGGUGUCAGUAAACGUCGGCAAAAAAGCAGAAUUAAAUUAAUUUACAAUUG
Messenger RNA from Salvelinus fontinalis (brook trout), 4733 nucleotides. RefSeq names its product NACHT, LRR and PYD domains-containing protein 1b allele 2-like. Gene Ontology annotation, biological process: regulation of apoptotic process. The transcript has 10 exons. Bases 95 to 1660 code for a protein of 521 amino acids. Lineage: Eukaryota; Metazoa; Chordata; Actinopteri; Salmoniformes; Salmonidae. The record is from RefSeq and is a predicted model, not a curated record.